CAACGGGGGGAAAAGGACGUUGAGGAAACACCGUGGAGAGUCUUCCAUGAAAGGUGCGCGCUGUCUGCGAGAAACUGAUCCAAAGAAGAGGAUUAACGGAGAAUUGGAUUGAUUCCUGCUGGAAAGACGCUUUGAAAGAGCUUAUCUUGUCUUUUUCCACGCACAUAAAGCGCUCCCCUUUGAAAGUCUCCAAGACUUUCAGAGUUGCCACUUUCGUCCUGCUUGUUCUCCGCGCAGCAGAGAUGCUCUCUCCCCUCCUAAAAAAAUUACUCCGCACUUCGCAAUGCCACAGAAAACAGACCGAAAAGAGAACAAUCAGCAUACCUUGUGAGGACGGUGUCUGCGCCGGGAUGAGCUGUGGCUCAGACCUACGUGGAGACGCGUAACUUCAUCUGUAAAGUCCGGUUUCUUACUCCCAUGCAUGUGGAAGGACGGAACUCGUGUCCAUACUCGAGGGGAAGAAGAGACAACCCCUUCCCAGCUUCCAGCAGCGGUCCCAAGCACAGCGAGCGGGCAUGACGUCAGCGGGAAUGCAUGAGCCGGAGCGCACUCCUGAUUGGUUAUAACAAGGCGAGGGGGCGUUUCGGAGGAGGUUCAGACGCUUGAAACGACCAAUAAGGAAACAGAUGAUAGUUACCGUGGUUACAGCGGUUUGUCAACCUAUACACUGUAAAGAGAGGAAAAGGUGGGAAUCUACUGCAUAGGCGAUGCAGAACAAGAGUGCUCUGAAUCUACCCAGACUCCUCUCAAGCCACAGGGCAGAAGAUGCUGAAAAACUGACACUGCGGAUGGAAAACAGUCCUGGCAGCUCCAGGUACAAACCGACUGAAUAUGAAACGCUGCAGGCCUUUGUGGAUGCCAGUCGCCUGGAGUACAAUCUCAUUGAACAAAAGGUUCUGAAGACGUGCUGUGCAGCCAAGGCAACCAAGGAGACCUCCUUAUUACGACAGCACCGGCAGGUGUGGAGCAGAGAAUGCCCCAGGCUGCAAAAAGCUGAAGAGCAAGAAGAUGACAAUAUCCAUCAUUUUCUCAAUCAUAUCAAACCAAUGGAUAUAACGGACACUGACAUCUUCUUACUUCAACAAUAUGGGGAAUCUCUUGAAAGGGAACGGAAGGAAUUCAGAAAAUCUACUGUUGAUCCUGUGUAUCAGCUCAGAGAUGACCUGCGCUCCAGACUGGGAGAGAUGGACGAUCAGCAGCUCAAACACCCAUCAAACUGGGAACAAGUACAAAAACAGAUCAAUUUUGUGAGAGACCAACAAAUGGACAUAAUUGCAAAGCUCAAUGCAGAGUACCAGCACACAGAGCAGCAGAUCACAGACCUUGGCUUGGAGAAAUACUUUUUUGGUACUUUGGAUACUGUUAUGAGCUCAGAAAUCAUUCCUGAGGAGCUUUUGAAUGCUGACUGCCCUUAUCCGGACCUGAAGGACUCUCUGAUCCACGCCUUUGAGUCCCUUUCAGAGAGGUACAAAGUCAGACUGCAGAGUCUGAAGGAGCAGCUGGAAAAAAAUGACAGGUUGUGUGGCUGGUGUCCAGAGGACCAUGAGCGAUUCCAGUUCACAGUUUCUAUGUACACUCAUGAUAUACCCAACUACAGAGCGCUCUGCAUGGACAUGCUGUUAAGGCAGUUCCCUGACAGGACAACGUUCGAACUGAGGCAGCAUGAGCGAUUGUGGGACAUGCAGAGAUUCACCAGGAUGCAGUUAAGAGUUGUGACCCAGCAAUGGCAUAGAGACCAACAGGAACUUCUGGAGAGGGCCCUUUUCACGCUGCAGGAGGCGGAACACGCCCACCAGGAGGAGCUGGAGCACCACAGAGACCGCCAGCAUCAGCAGAACAUCUGCUUGGAGCUCAGAGAGAAAUUGCAGCAAUGGCGGGCCCAGCAGGAGGAGGUGGCAAAACUGGAGGCAGCCAUCGCAGCGAGACGCCAAGAGGAAGUAGAGGAGAGAUUAAAGAGGGAGCAGGAGAAGGAGGCCUCGAUUAGAUCACAACAGAAAGAGAAACUAAGGCUCUUUUCUUUAAAGCAGCAGAAGAGGAGAGAGGUGCUGGAACAGAGAGAUCAGGAGAGACUCGCUGCUCUCAGGAGUGUCAUGGAGGAACAAGCCAGAAGAGAUAAGGAGAGGGUGCAGUUUCGCACCCAAGUGUGGCAGCGACGAAUGAAGGAGAGGGAAAAGCAGGAGCUCGAGCAGCAGAGGGAGGAACAAGAGAGACGGGAUCGUCUGGAAGCUCUCAGAAAGCAGGUUGAAGUGCAGGCAGAGGCCGACCCAGAGAGGAUGAUGGCAGAUACUGAAGCUUGGAGGAACCGACGCUUGAAUCAGAGAGAGUUUGAGCUGCAGAGGCCUCUCUACAGUAUUAACACGUACACAGACAAACAGAUUGUGUCAGAUCCGAGGGUUCGAGCUGAGCAGGCCUUUCGAAAGGCUGGAGUACAUCAGAACCUGUACGCAAAGGAAAUUCUGUCCCAAAUCAAGCCCCUUAAAAUGCCAAGAAAGGACACCAAAUCUACACUUAAAUUCUAGGGCUUUGUUUGCUUAAGUGUGCUUUUACCCAACAUUUUUCUUAGCUUUUUGAUUUUAAUGCUGUUAAGCAAAUAAAUACAUGCAAAUGAGGAA
Messenger RNA from Cyprinodon tularosa, 2612 nucleotides. Its product is annotated as coiled-coil domain-containing protein 148-like. The transcript is spliced from 15 exons. Bases 708 to 2519 code for a protein of 603 amino acids. The record is from RefSeq and is a predicted model, not a curated record. NCBI's taxonomy places the organism in Eukaryota, Metazoa, Chordata, Actinopteri, Cyprinodontiformes, Cyprinodontidae.